CCCGGAAGACUGUGUAGGAUCUCAAGAGCUGUUGCUUGAGUGGAGGCGAGGUCAAAGUAGCAAUGUUGCUAUGUUUACAUAGACUGUAUCUGAUUAACCUCUUCGUUAUAACGUAAAACAGGUGUCGGUUAAUUCUCUGCUUUAGGAGUCAGAACUAACACAGGUCACGUGCUUGACUACAGGUCGAUGCUUAGUUACCGCAGCUUUUCCAGGUAACCGAACUGUUUUAGCUAACUGGUCUGGAGAGACACCAUGGGGAACGGAAUGAAUAAGGUUGUUGACGGGCUCUACCUGGGCAACAUAAGAGCAAACAUCUAAUAUGAUCUGCAUCCUAUAUACAGAUUCAGAGAACAGAGGAGGUCUCUCCAAAAAUGGAAUCACCCACAUCCUUUCUGUGUACAACAACGCUAAGCCAGUAUAUGAGGACAUGAAGUACCUUUGUAUUCAUGCAGAUGAUGCUUCCAGUCAGAACCUAUUGCAGUAUUUCAAAGAGUGUAUCGGCUUUAUCCACGAGUGUCGCCUCAACGGUGGAGCUUGUUUGGUUCAUUGCCUUGCAGGUGUUUCACGCAGCACCACCAUUGUUGUGGCCUACCUGAUGACCGUGACCCACUACAACUGGGAGGAGUGCUUGACUGCUGUCAUGGCUGUUCGCUCCAUUGUCGGUCCAAACUAUGGCUUCCAGCAGCAGCUGCAGGAAUACCAGAAUACACAAGUCUCUGAGUACCGUGCAUGGCUUCAGUCCAGUUUUCGUCCAAGUCCAUUCAACGACCAGCAGCAGGUGGAAGCUUUGUUGAACCAGUAUGCUGAGUAGCAGGAGAGCCAGGGGGAGAGCGGUGGACCACAGCUAGAUGAACCGGGAAGUAGACACUGAUCAUCCUGAAGGCAGCAGCUGAAACCUCUGCUUUCCAUAAGAAUAUAUGCCCAGAAUCAGCUGGAACUACUUCUGUGUACCCAAAUCAACCACCAACCCUAUUAAAACCGAAGAACACUGUGGAAAAUCCAAAUGUUUGGAUUAAGGAAUAAAUUGUUUUUUUCUAUCACAGUUUUUUAAAUUAUUAUUAUUGAUAUCGAUUUAGAACUGUGCUACAGACUUUAAAUCUUAUAAAGCUGAGUAUUGAUAAGGGGUUUUGGUCCUCAUGGAUGCCUUAUGAUAGACACUCCAGCACUUUAGUCAAAAUGAGCAUCUUAUAUGUUUCUGUUUUUUCUUUUGUCUUUUUACCAUUGACUUGGAAUCCUUAAGACUGUGGUUGAUUAACCUCUUACACCCUCAGGGGGUAUAAAUAAAUUUCUGCCUUACAAAAACA
This is a messenger RNA of Cyprinodon tularosa, 1304 nucleotides long. It is a transcript of the gene dusp22a, whose product is annotated as dual specificity phosphatase 22a. The coding region runs from base 320 to 811 and encodes 163 amino acids. Lineage: Eukaryota; Metazoa; Chordata; Actinopteri; Cyprinodontiformes; Cyprinodontidae. Gene Ontology annotation, biological process: protein dephosphorylation; positive regulation of JNK cascade; regulation of cell population proliferation. Gene Ontology annotation, cellular component: cytosol. The transcript has 8 exons. Gene Ontology annotation, molecular function: protein tyrosine/serine/threonine phosphatase activity. The record is from RefSeq and is a predicted model, not a curated record.